This is a messenger RNA of Oreochromis aureus, 2259 nucleotides long. It is a transcript of the gene slc30a8, whose product is annotated as solute carrier family 30 member 8. Bases 444 to 1652 code for a protein of 402 amino acids. The record is from RefSeq and is a predicted model, not a curated record. The transcript has 10 exons. Gene Ontology annotation, cellular component: plasma membrane. Lineage: Eukaryota; Metazoa; Chordata; Actinopteri; Cichliformes; Cichlidae. Gene Ontology annotation, biological process: zinc ion transmembrane transport; response to glucose; insulin secretion. Gene Ontology annotation, molecular function: zinc ion transmembrane transporter activity.
GGCGGACCCCGAAGAACUCGAGUGGUAGUUUGGGAUGUGCAAAAUGGUGAAAUCCUCCCCCGAGUAAUUAGUGAAUUAAUCAAAGCUGAAUUUGGGUUUUGAACACAAAAUAUUCAUUAUCUUUAUGGAAUUCAGGAAAGCUUCGCCCACAAUUAUUUCGCUUUAAUAUGUUACAUUUAUUACAGACGUGUGUCUGUUUUGGACCCCAUGUGUGCCAUCACCACCCCCGCCGUCCUUCAGGCCGGUCGGCUCUGCGUUUGCACACGGUGCAAAGCGUUAGUCACAAGAUUGCAUCAAAAUCUUUGCUCCUUGCACCCCGAUUUGUUAGAGAGGACAUCCAGCGGCCGCUGAAAGACGUCUCAAGAAGGCACAACUAAAGAUCAGAGAAGAAAACAAAGAUUUUAAUCUGAGUAUUUUACCGACUGUCUGAGAAGACAGCAGUCAUGUUUAAAAACAAGGAUCCAGAGAAGUUUCACCUGGUGUCAGAAGAGAAGAAGAGAUACAGCACACCGGAAAGCGUGCCAAACCACGAGACCUUACAGAAAGAUGGCACAGGUAACAUUAAGCACUGCCAUGAUAACAGCCGUGCUCAGGAGGAUCGAGAGACGGAGAGGAAAGUUGCCAGGAAGAGGCUCUACCUGGUUUCUGUCAUCUGCCUGAUUUUCAUGAUUGGUGAAAUCCUCGGUGGGUAUUUCGCAGGCAGCCUUGCGGUGAUGACAGACGCUGCCCACCUGCUGGUGGACUUAACCAGCUUCAUCAUCAGCCUGUUAUCCCUUUGGCUCUCCUCCAGACCAGCUACACACAAACUCAGCUACGGCUGGCACCGUGCAGAGAUCCUGGGUGCACUGCUGUCUGUUUUCACCAUCUGGCUGGUAACAGGAGUGUUAGUUUACCUGGCCGUGGAGCGCCUCAUCAGUGAUGACUACACCAUCGAGGGAGAUAUCAUGCUCAUUACCUCCGGUUGUGCUGUGGUGGCCAAUAUCAUCAUGGCGGCCGCCCUUAAUCAGUCCGGCCACGGCCACAGUCAUGGUGGGCUCAGCUUUCACGGGCACGGUCACAGUCACAAGAAGGGAAGAGACAAGAAUCAGAUCUCAAACAGCACACACUCGAAUGAUGACUGUACGGAUGUAGAGCAAAAUCAUGGUGAUCACGGACGGAGAGCUCAGCAGGCCAACGCAAGUGUGCGAGCAGCUUUUGUGCACGUGUUGGGAGAUCUUCUCCAGAGCAUCAGCGUGCUCGUCAGCGCCAUCAUUAUCUUCUUCAAGCCAGAGUAUAAGAUAGCUGACCCCAUCUGCACUUUCGUGUUCUCCAUCCUGGUCUUAUGUACCACCUUCACCAUCCUGAGAGACAUCCUUCUUGUCCUGAUGGAAGGUACUCCGUCGGGGGUGAAAUACGGUGAGGUGCGAGACGGCUUGUUAGCGGUGAAAGGGGUUACAGCGGUCCACAACCUUCACAUCUGGGCUCUCACCGUGAACCAGGCUGUGUUAUCGGCACAUGUAGCCAUAGAUGAGUCAGUGGAUGCUCAGACUGUCCUCAGAGAAAUGACACAGGCUUGUUUUGCCUCCUACAAAUUCCACUCCGUUACGAUUCAGAUGGAGAGGCAGGCCGACCUGAAGCCUGGAUGCACACUGUGUGAGGACCCUAAGAAGUAGGAACCCGCCUUAAAUCUUCAUCUGAUCCCAGCGAAACAAAGCCAAGAUUUGUCUGCUGUGGCGCAUGUGUCGAUGACAGUCGGCGCUGCUGCUGGGGACCUUGAGGGCUUAGUGACAAACUUGCAUGACUGUGUCUAGAGUGCCUUUGUAUUGACAGACCCAAAGAAAUGUUUAAAAGAGCAAUGAGGGUGGCUUUUGAAUGUAAACGAUUUUACGGGAAACACUAAUGUCCCCCAUCCUCCUUUGGGAAGUUUUAUCCAUUCGUAGGUAUAGUUUUCAUGAUCAAUUUCUGCUUUUUAAAUGUGUUCAUUGUGAAACCGAAAUCACUGAGGGGUUUAUGCAAAACUGCAGUUCAAAAGUCUCGUGUCAGUGAUACAGGAUGGUGUGGUUUUGUGUGUUUAAGCAUUAAUUCACUUUAUUGACCUCAGACAUCUGAUACAGACCAUCAUUUGCACAUUCUAUCAUAGUAUGUUUUUCUAUAUACUGACUGUUAUACCAGACUCCUGAGUGUAGUUUCAUACAUGAUGUCAACACUUCUUCAAACUUUGCAUGAGUAAGGUGCAAGCUGCAAUGAAAAACUCAAUAAAAUAUUCAUGUUUUUCAAAUA